Molecule: messenger RNA, 2145 nt
Organism: Trichoderma harzianum CBS 226.95
Lineage: Eukaryota; Fungi; Ascomycota; Sordariomycetes; Hypocreales; Hypocreaceae
Exons: 2
Coding region: 1-2145 (714 amino acids)
Molecular function (GO): ATP hydrolysis activity; ATP binding
Source: RefSeq, a predicted model, not a curated record
AUGGAGAUGUUAAAGGACAUAUCUGAAAAGGUUGUCGUUGUCCUUUCAGAAGUUCUAGGAAGCUCUCCAGCAGCCAGAUGGCUAUUCCCACGCCAACUACACUUUGAAGACUAUAAUGACGAUGAGCUUCGAAGAAUAUUUGUUCAAAUGGUCGGGCAAAACUCGUUCAAGAUAGAGCAAGGAUCCCUGGGGCCAUUUCCGCGCAUAGUGGCUCAACGCGUCGGUCGUAGCCGCGAGGAACAUGGAUUCGGAAACGUACACGAGCUUCGUCUGGCAUAUGGAAAGAUACUGGAGCGACACUCGACCCGCAUUCGACAAAGGGUGUCGGAAAUCGAGGACUCGUGGACUGAGACGUUGCCGGAUGAACACUUGUUAACGGGACAAGACAUCAUCGGCCCUGAGCCUGAGGACGUCCGAACAAAGAGCAAGGCAUGGCAAGAACUUCAGAAGAUGGCCGGGCUGGAAGAGAUCAAGACAGCCGUCAAUCAGCUCCUCAGCCGGUCAAAGAUCAACUAUCAAAGGGAGAUUAACGGCAUGAAGCUGCUAAAGACGUCUCUUAACCGGAUUUUCAUUGGACCUCCUGGCACAGGAAAGACUACCGUGGCCAAGCUCUAUGGCCAAAUUCUGGCUGACAUUGGUCUGGUCUCCAGCCGAAAAGUCAUCUACAAGACCCCGGGCGACUUCAUCGGCCAGUAUAUCGGCGAAUCAGAAACCAAGACCAGCGCAAUUCUUGAUUCGACCAAAGGCAAGAUCUUGAUCAUAGACGAUGCGCACAUGUUUUACCAUGGCAGUGAACUUGGAUCCAACGAAACAGACGAGUUUCGACUGGGUUGCAUUGACAUUCUCGUCUCCAAGAUCCACAACAAGCCUGGUGAAGACCGUUGUGUGCUCCUCGUCGGAUACCCAGAUAGGAUGGAAGAGAUGCUCCAAAAGUGUAACCCAGGGUUACGACGGCGAUUCCCGCUUGAAGAAGCCUUCCGAUUCCAUGACUAUGAUGACAACCGGCUCCAAGAGAUUCUCGACAUCAAGAUGGAGGAGGACGGAAUUAGAGCCUCGCCAGAAGCAAUGAAGGUCGCAGCAGAAUUACUGUGCCGGGCAAGAGAUAGGCCAAACUUUGGCAACGGCGGUGAUGUCGUCAAUUUCUUGAACCAGGCCAAAGUCAGGCACAGGGAGAGGAUGUCGAAGAUCACGGAUGUUGAUGCGAUGGAUAUUGUGCUUGAGCCCGAAGACUUUGAUCCUGAAUACAACAGAGGCGCUACCGCUGCUGAUAGAUGCCGAGCGCUCUUCAAUGGACUAAUUGGAUUUGAAGACACUAUCCAGCGAUUCCAGACUUACCAGCGUAUAGCUGAGAACCUGAGACGCAACGAUAAGGAUCCUCGGGGCAUCAUUCCGUUCACAUACAUCUUCAAGGGUCCUCCGGGCACUGGAAAAACGCACACUGCUCGCAUCAUUGGCCAAAUCUUUUAUGACAUGGGAUUCCUCUCUACCAAUGAGGUGAUUGAGUGCUCUGCGACGCAUCUCAUUGGAAAGUAUGUCGGCCAUACCGGGCCCAAGGUGGUUGAGCUGUUUGAGCGGUCGUUGGGAAAAGUCCUGUUCAUCGACGAGGCAUACCGCCUAGGAUUUGGCGGCGAGGGUAAUUUUACGAAUGAAGCAGUUGGAGAAAUUGUCGAUUGCAUGACCAAGCCACGCUAUUACCGAAAAAUGGUUAUUGUCAUGGCCGGAUAUACUCACGAUAUGGACCGUCUCAUGAAAGUUAAUGCCGGACUCCGGGGACGGUUUGCCACGGAGAUAAUGUUCACUCCCAUGGGCUCCGAGUCUGCUUUGAAGCAUCUUUGCAACCUGAUAGCCAAGCAGGAUAUCCAGCUUUUGGAAGCUGAGGACGGCUCGAAUGUCCAAGAAACUGGAAUCAUGAUGAGCCUGUUCGAGAUGCUGGCAAAGACAAAAGGCUGGUCAAACGGACGAGAUAUGCAGACACUUGCUGGUGUAGUAACGGAAUACGUGUAUGGAAAUAUAGAUGGUUUUGAUCAGUGGCAAGGCAGAGGGUUAUGCAUCACUAGGAAGGAUUUGAUCAGAUUGAUGAGGGAUAUGCUUCAGCAACGAAUGAAAGGAGGAAUGAACGAAGUGGUAUUAAAGGAGGUAGACUAA